GACUUAGCAUGUAUUUUCAAGAUGGAGCCGAUUUUCAGGAAGAAAAAUCGAGAACUAAUGUUAAUGGAGAUUGAACAAGAUAAAAGACUGGUGGAGGCGUCCCGAUCAGGGGACAUCGAUCUGGUGAAGACUCUGCUGAAGACGGGAGCCUCUCCGGACGCCACAGAGUACAACAAGAGUCUGUUCUACGACUCCAAAAAUUACCUAACCCCCUUAAUGACAGCAGCCUCUCAGGGACAUGCAGAGGUAGUUCGGUGGCUGAUUGAAAACGGCGCCAGUGUAAAUGCAAGUGAUCGUUUUGAUGUUAGCGCUUUACACAUGGCAGCAGAUGAGGGUCAUGUUGAAUGCGUAGCACUGCUGUUGGAGAAUGAUGCUAUGUGCAAUAAUGGAACUAAAUACUCAAAGCAUGGAUCAUACACAGCUUUCCCCCACCCAGGGGGAACGACCCCCCUUCAUCUAGCAGCCAGUGCCAACAAUAUUGAGUGUGUGACGAUGCUGAUCUGGCACGGGGCGGACUACAACUCUGUGGAUGAAUACGGGAGAACCAGUUUAUAUAUAGCAGCCCAAAAAGCCCUAGAAGAGUGUGUCCACGCACACCUGGACAACGCCAUAUGGAAAGACAUAUUGUCGCUGCCAGCAAAAGACACAGGUGACACGCCCCUUCACGAGUGUGUUAAGAAUGGAAUGUUGUCCUGUAUCCAGGCAUUACUACGUAAAGGCUCCGAUGUUAACCACAAGAAUCUGCAGGGCUUCAGUCCGCUACACAUUGCUGUCAGGGCUGGGGAGAAAUUCUCUAUGGAAAUCCUGAGAGAGCUAGUCACAAAAGGUUACAACACCGAUGUUAAUAUUCCAGAGUCACUGGGAUUCACUCCUCUUCACUAUGUUUGCUUCCAUGAGAACAACAUGCAGGAACGGCGACCAGAGGCUGCCGCCCUCCUGAUUUCUUACGGUGCUAAUUUCAACGUUCGCAAUAGAAAUAAUGACAGUCUUCUGCAAUACGAACUGCGCAGUAAAAACCGGGACAUGACCAUCCUCUUUGCUAUCGCUAAAAGCGUGGCCUAUCUUCCUACCAUAGAAUCUCUGUGUAUCUGUCCCCAGUUCAUCUCCUCGGACUACAGUGUUAUGAAUAGAAACAUGAUGUGGAAGUUAAUAAAAAACGAUGUUCAGUAUUACAAGGUUAUGUGGUACAAAGAUCUGACUCGUGAUCCGCGACCGCUUCAGCACUACUGCCGCUGUGUGGUGCGUAAAGCGAUGGGUGUGCCGCGGCUUGGACAGAUUGAAACACUGCCGCUUCCGUCGACGCUAAAGGAAUACCUACAUUUACUGAUGGAAGAGUUCUCUGUGAUAAUUCCUGAAGUACCAGACAACACCUGACACAGUUAUCUACCCUUUGUUAAUGGGACUAAAGGUUGUUCUGCAUACUGUCAGUUUGAUUUUUAAUGGUCAGGUUUUGAGGUUUUGUGAAUUUUCUGUUUUUUGGAGACAUGUGUUCAUGAAUCAGUCACAUUUGAAUACUUUACAUGUAUAUGUUUUACUAUCACUUCAUCAAUAUGUAGAUAUGGAAUGUCUGUGAAAACCAAGAAAAUGAAGGCACGAUUGAUAAUAUUCAUUUCACAAUAUGUAUCUAUCAUUCACGUUAGUUAACAAGUCUCUGACAAUAUCUUUCAUGUUAGUUAACAAGUCUCUGAUACAAUAUCUUUCAUGUUAGUUAACAAGUCUCUGAUACAAUAUCUCAUGUUAGUUAACAAGUCUCUAACAAUAUCUCUCUCAUGUUAGUUAACAAGUCUCUGAUACAAUAUCUCAUGUUAGUUAACAAGUCUCUGAUACAAUAUCUCUUGUGUUAGUUAACAAGUCUCUAUAACAAUAUGACAUACAAUGUAUGUUAGACAACUAGUCAAUAUGACAAUAUCUCUGACAAUCUAAGUGUUAUUUAACUCGUUUCCGUGGUGAUAUCUCGGAUCAGCGAUGUGUACAUUUUCCUAGAAUCCAUGUUUUUCUCAGAGAAGGUUGUUCUAUGUUCUAUGUUUUGUGCUUUCUGUUUGUAUCUAGCUUAAGAAAUAACAAUUGUUAAUCAAAAGGGGUUUUACGGUUUACUUGCUGAUCAGUAAAUCUCAUUGUUUAGAAUCAUAUCCAUUUCUUUCAGAAAAGUGUUUCUGUUUCAUAGCAUGCAGUUUUAUAAUUUAAUUUCACUUGUAAAAUGCUAUUUGAUUGCUUCAUUUGACUUUAUCAACAUUUUUUAUUUUGUAUUAAUUGAGUUGACAUUAAGUUGCACUGUAUGACAUCAUCCUGUUAAUGAUGUCACAAUAUUUUGAGCAGCACCUCAUAUGACAUCCUGUUGAUGAUGUCACAGUAUUUUUAACAGCACCUUGUAUGACAUCAUCCUGUUCAUGAUGUCACCCUAUGGUUAGCAGCUUCUCUUUCCAUUUUGCUGUUACUAUCCACGUCAUUUAAAAUUCAAAUCAUUUGGAUUUUUUUUUUUUUUUUUAAAUGAAAUCAUAAGAAUUAGAAAAUAAUCGUAAUCAUUUUAGAUGCUGUAAAUUGGGACAAUUUAUGUUUUUAUAUGAACUGCUUUACGGUUUAUAGAGUGUAGACUUGCAUUAUAUCAUUUUAAAUGACUUCAGUAGAAAUUUCUUUCAUUGUAAAGAAACAGUAAUUAAAAGCAUUGUGUAUUGUACCAAAACUUUUAAAUAAAGAUAUCUAAAUUCUGACAUAUAACUUACGACGUCUUUGAUUAUGACAUAUAACUUUAUUAUGUAUUUCGGCUUAUGACAUCUCUGAUUAGGUUAUGCCUUUUAAAAAAAAAUCUGUAAGUAAUUCAACCAAUUUUGUACAUGUUGUAGCAUUUUUUAAACCAACAAAUUUUUAAAAAUUUGAAAAUUUCAUGAUUCUUUAUCCCAAUUGGAAAAAAAAUAUGCAACAUAUCUGUAGUCUACAACACCAAAAUUUAUUUUUCAUCCAAGCAAAGGGACCUAGCAGCAGAUUUAGCUGUCAUGCAACAAAAUUAAGGGGAAAUACCCACUAAAUGCGAGUUAAAAAUUGAAAUUGCGAAUGAAAAAUUACAAGUUGUCGCCAUUUUUGGCGAGUGAAAAAAAUAAUCUUUUUUCUGGAUUUCCUCGGUUUAUUGGAUGUGUUUUUAAGUUUACAAUAACUUCGUCUUAUGCAUAUAUAAACGCUUCACAGAAUGAUUACAAACGUAUUGGAAAAAGUAAACGUGGACUGAAUAAAUAACUGAGGACACGGUCAUCUCAGUCGGUGAUGUCAAAUGUAUUUCAAGCAUACUUUGGGCAUCUCAGAGACGUCUGAUUUAAAUAACAAUCAUUAUGAGCUAGCUCGUUCGUGUUUACACAACACAUAAAGGUGUUAGUAUCACCGCUUCAGGCGGUGUCCUGCUGUCUGGUAUCUAUAGUCAAACAGUUCGAGUUGUAGCACAUUUUUCAUCUAGAUUUUUUAAAACAAAAUUUCAAAAUGUUUUGAAUAUAUAUUUUGAAUUGAUGCUAACAUGCAGUCUUCAAGAUUUCCAACCAUGUGAUGUUGUAAAUAGGUGGUAGAUCUCUGGACAGCGAGUACGUCUCUCAAAUGUUCGCUAUGACCCUCACCAUUCACCAUUGAUAUGUUGUUUGAUAAUUCAUGAAAUGGUCAAUGAAAGAACACUCAAUCUUAUUUUUAUUAGUGCACUUUAUUUUCAUAUAUUUUGAUAUAGUGGUAUGCUUGUUUUUAUAAAUUCCUGUAAAAAAGCAAGGGAUUAAAAAUGCUCAUUUUUGCUUGUUGGGAAAUAAUAAUCCACUAGCUAGAAGUGAAAACAGUUAAUUUCAAUAUGUUAGGGUGGUCUAUUGAAUCAGUUUCUAUACUAUAAGUAUUUCUGUACAAAGCAUACUAUAAUAUUGAAUCAAGUAUAGUCAUGUUUAUUCUAAUAUUGUACACUAUGUACAUAGGGUGCGUAUGUAAAUAUGUAGUGCUAGGAGAUUGUAGAUUUGCGAAGUUUGGAGACAGUGUUUUAUUUGAAAAUUUAUGUAUGUUACUGAGUAAAAAGUUUACCCAGAUUUGUGCAA
Molecule: messenger RNA, 4049 nt
Organism: Ostrea edulis (European flat oyster)
Lineage: Eukaryota; Metazoa; Mollusca; Bivalvia; Ostreida; Ostreidae
Product: ankyrin-1-like
Exons: 5
Coding region: 22-1374 (450 amino acids)
Biological process (GO): intracellular signal transduction
Molecular function (GO): protein binding
Source: RefSeq, a predicted model, not a curated record